Messenger RNA from Megalobrama amblycephala (Wuchang bream), 3386 nucleotides. Its product is annotated as tripartite motif-containing protein 16-like. Gene Ontology annotation, molecular function: zinc ion binding; protein binding. Bases 1272 to 2936 code for a protein of 554 amino acids. The transcript has 8 exons. The record is from RefSeq and is a predicted model, not a curated record. Lineage: Eukaryota; Metazoa; Chordata; Actinopteri; Cypriniformes; Xenocyprididae.
AGGUGUUUCUUUUGUAUUAGAUAUCCGCGAGAUGCCGCGAGAUGUUUCAAAAAGUGGUGGGGACAAUAUCGACCCUUUCAAAAAGUGGUGGGGACAUGUCCCACCCGCAAAUUACGCCUAUGAAUAUGACAUAGAAUCUUUUAAGACGACAGUCUCAGUGUUGAUCCUAAAUUGAUUCCAAACCCUGGAUAAAGCGGUUGAGUGAAUGUGGUCUGGACUCUGUGGAUGAGGGUCAUUGUGUCAGAGACGCUGUAGAAGGACAGAAUUCCUGCACUGUGAUCCACAUACACUCCUAUUCUAGAGUAGCUGGAGACCACAGGGAGUUCAAUUUCUUCCUUAUUGUGUCUGAAUGCACACCUGGAGUCAGAGCAGGACAAUCUCCAGGACUAAUCAUUAAAUCCAAAGACACAAUCAUCACCAUCUCCCUUCCUGCUGAUGCUCUUAUAUGACACUGAUAUUCCCAUCCCAGCCUUCCCACUCCACUUGACCUCCCAGUAACAGCAUCCAUACACACUCUCUCUACACAACACCUGAGAAAAAUCAUGAAAUCUGUCCGGAUGAUCAGGGUACUGCUGGUCAGCCCCAAUAAAAGUAGCCACUCUGUUGCCUUCAGACAGACGGAGGUAUUUAUGUGCAGUGUUUGAAUCCAGGGUGAGCUGACAGGAAUCUGCAUGGGGCAAAAAAUACACUUAAAGUUAGGUACCAAGGUGAUGUGUGGCCUUUAAAUAAUGUAAAGCUAGAAAAUUAGAUUCAGAUGAUAACAAAGAUUAGAAUUCAGGCUAACAACUGAUAUAUCCUUCUUGAGAAUUCAUAAAUGUCUGACAGUUUGUGUUUGCUUUUUGUUAGUAACACUUACAUUGUAAGAACUCAUCUCUGGACUUGGGUUCAGUUGUGGUAAUGAUCUCAAUGUAUGUCACUAAUGAAAAAAUUACAUAUAUGGUGUAAUUCACAUGUAAAGACAAUAUUAAAUCAAUACAAUACACACAGAGAAUUCCAGCAGAGAAUCCAGGACGGUGAGAAGAAGCUUCAGGAGAUGAAAGAGGCUGUGAAGACUCAUAAGCGUUCUGCACAGGCAGCAGUGGAGAACAGUGAAAGGAUCUUUACUGAACUGAUCCGCUCCAUUGAGAGAAGCCGAUCCAAGGUGACACAGAUGAUCAGAGAUCAGGAAGAGGCUGAAGUGAGUCGAGUUGAAAGACGCUUAGAAGAAUUGAAGCAGGAAAUUGAUGAUUUGAGGAGGAGAGACGCUCAGCUGAAGCAGCUUUCACACCCAGAUGAUCACAUCCAUUUCCUACAGUGAAAUGGCAGAAGCUAAAAUUUCAGUGGAUCGGGAUCAGUUCAGCUGUUUAAUCUGUCUGGAUCUACUGAAGGAUCCAGUGACCAUCCCCUGUGGACACAGUUACUGUAUGAACUGUAUUACAGACUACUGGAAUGAUCAGACGAGAGUUUACAGCUGCCCUCAGUGCAGACAGACCUUCACUCCAAGACCUGCUUUAGGUAAAAAUACUAUGCUGGUUGAAGUGGUGGAGAAACUGAAGCAGACUAAACAGUCUCGUCCUGCUUUCAGUUAUGCUGGACCUGGAGAUGUGGGGUGUGACUUCUGUACUGGAAGGAAACGCAAAGCUGUAAAGUCCUGUCUGAUGUGCCUGGAAUCUUACUGUCAAAGUCACUUUAAGUGUCAUGAAGAAUCUCCUUUAAAGAAACGACACAAAGUGACUGAUGCCACUGGACGACUGCAGGAGAUGAUCUGCCCUCAACACAACAGACCUUUGGAGGUUUUUUGUCGCACUGACCAGCGAUGUAUUUGUUUGAUGUGUGUGAUGGAUGAACACAAAAGUCAUGAUACUGUUCCAGCUGAAGCAGAGAGGACAGAGAAACAGAAAAAGGUUGGAGAGAUACAAGGAAAAUUCCAGCACAGAGUCCAAGAAAGACAGAAAGAGCUUCAGGAGUUCAGAGAGGCUGUGGAGACUCACAAGCGUUCUGCACAGGCGGCAAUGGAGGUCAGUGAGAGGAUCUUUGCUGAACUGAUCCGCUCUAUUGAGAGAAGCCGAUCUGAGGUGACACAGAUGAUCAGAGAUCAGGAAAAGGCUGAAGUGGGUCAAGCUGAAGGACUCUUGAAGCAACUGGAGCAGGAGAUUGAUGAUCUGAGGAGGAGAGAAGUAGAGCUAGAGCAGCUUUCACACACAGACAAUCACAUCCGUUUCCUACAGAACUUCCAGUCUCUCUCUGAACAUCUGGAAUCCACAGAUGUAUCCAGCGUUAAAGUCAGUUCUGUCCUCUCUUAUAAAGAUGUGAGAAAACCGGUCUCUCAAUUGAAAGAAAAACUGGAGAAGUUCUGUAAAGAAGAGAUGAAAAAAAUAUCUAGUCGAGUAAGAAACAUCAACAUCAUUUCCAGUAACGAACCCAAGACUAGGAAGGAGUUCCUACAGUAUUCCCAUCAGCUCACUCUGGAUCUAAACACAGUGAAUAAGCAGGUUCAUCUGUCUGAGGAUAACACAGUGGCUGCAUACACUGACACAGUCCAGGCUUAUCCUGAUCACCCGGACAGAUUUGAUGUUUGGCCUCAGGUGUUGUGUAGAGAGAGUGUGUGUGGACGCUGUUACUGGGAGGUGGAGUCAAGUAAUGGUAUGGGAAUAUCAGUGUCAUAUAAGAGCAUCAGAAGGAAGGGAAAGAGUAAAGAAUGUAUCUUUGGAUUUAAUGAUCAGUCCUGGAGAUUGUCCUGCUCUGCCAGUUACUCAUUCUUGCACAAUAGCAAAACAGUUAAACUCCCUGUGAUCUCCAACUCGUCUAGAAUAGGAGUGUAUGUGGAUCACAGAGCAGGAACUCUGUCCUUCUACAGCGUCUCUGACACAAUGACCCUCAUCCAGAGUCCAGACCACAUUCACUCAACCGCUCUAUUUUGGGUUUUGGCUUUAUACAUCAACAGGGAAACUGUGUAAUAUAAGAGAAUAGGUAGGCUAAUAGAAAUCCUACAAAUAAUUUCAUAUCUCAUGCUUGAGCUACAUGUUGAAUCACUUACAGUAAGAGCUUUGUUUUGGGCUUAAAUACUAGCUGAAUUUAUGUCACUGAAAUAACAUAUAAGCAAAUGCUGUAAGCAUGUGGUGUCGAUUUAUUUUUCUGCUUGCUGGUGGGUGCCCACCCUCCAGUACACUGCCAAUAUAAUUGUUUCAUAUAUUAAUAUAUAUAUACAUUUGAUUUUGUUGUACAUUGUUAUUGACCCAGCCAGUAUAGUGACAAUGAAAGCGCUCAAGCUGAAUAUCAAAUCUGAAUGAAAUAUAGUAAUAUGUAAACAAUAUGAUUUAGGCUAUGCAUACUGUUUGGUAUGGGUUCGAUACAGCAGGGGGAGACAACUAAACAUAAAAUUGCUUCUUAUAUUAAACAGUGGUUUA